Ictidomys tridecemlineatus (thirteen-lined ground squirrel) is the source of this 3300-nucleotide messenger RNA. Its product is annotated as histone H2B type 1-M. The record is from RefSeq and is a predicted model, not a curated record. Gene Ontology annotation, cellular component: nucleosome. Gene Ontology annotation, molecular function: protein heterodimerization activity; structural constituent of chromatin; DNA binding. Lineage: Eukaryota; Metazoa; Chordata; Mammalia; Rodentia; Sciuridae.
AGUUCGCUGUGCUGAGAAAUAUGAACGAUUGUGCUGGAAGAGACCUAUUUAUAGUAGCUUUGGGUAUCCAGUUUGGGCUUUCUGAUUGGGUGAAAGUGAAGUAACGCAAUAACCAAUGGAACGGAAGAAUUUCAGUGUCGUUAACAUUCGCAUUUGUGACGACACACUAGAAUUAAUCCAAUCGUAGAGGAAAACUUAUUAACCUCAUUUGAAUACCGCAUCUAUAAAUGCAUGUAACCUAGUGGGGGGUGAUUGUUUUCCCAGGUAUUUGCAUCAGCCUUCUGGUUUUUGCCUUUUGAACGCUGUAAUGCCUGAGCCCACGAAGUCCGCUCCUGCCCCGAAGAAGGGCUCCAAGAAGGCGGUGACCAAGGCGCAGAAGAAGGACGGCAAGAAGCGCAAGCGCAGCCGCAAGGAGAGCUACUCGGUCUACGUGUACAAGGUGCUCAAGCAGGUGCACCCCGACACUGGCAUCUCGUCCAAGGCCAUGGGCAUCAUGAACUCGUUUGUGAACGACAUCUUCGAGCGCAUCGCGGGCGAGGCCUCGCGCCUGGCGCACUACAACAAGCGCUCGACCAUCACGUCCCGGGAGAUCCAGACGGCGGUGCGCCUGCUGCUGCCCGGGGAGCUGGCCAAGCACGCCGUGUCGGAGGGCACCAAGGCGGUCACCAAGUACACCAGCUCCAAGUGAACUUGCCAAUCAGGGGAGACAUAAGAAUGCACAGAAGAAACGAAUGCAUAAAGUAACCGAAAACAUGAAUCUGUCCAUAGAAGAUAUGAAGUAUGAAAAGUUUGAUCUGAUUGAGAAUAACUGACUUCUGUGUAUACUCCACCCAGAUCCAACCCAUCCUGGUUUAGCACUCAAUAAAUCAUCAAAAGGAGAUCAUUUCCUAAGCGGAAGAGACUAACCAAGACGUUUUAGAUUCUCAUUUUACUUUUUCGUUUGAUUUCUAAAAACAAUUUACUUCUGUUACACACUCAGUUAUUAGUAAUUCACCAUCAUGGACUAUAUUUGCUGGAAGUCAGAGGAUGACAGAUAGUCUGUAAAACAAACAAGAAAACCUGUACAGAAUAGGAAUUCUGCAUUUGCUCAUUCAAAUAUUUCUCCAAAAAUCUCCUUUCUACACAUCUAUCUAGCUAUCAUCCAUCUUCCAGCACCAAGAUAGUAGUAGGCCUUAGGCACUGUUUUGGCUUUGGUGAUGACUCUGAAGGUAAACAGCUCAGUUUCCCUAAGCUGCCACUAGAGAGCUCACAUCUGUAUCUGAUAGGAACAAUACUUUAAAGCAGUGUAAAACGUGAAUGUUUACCAAAAUAACCUGAAAAAUCUAAAAACACACUGCGGGGCGCCACCACGCUCCUAAUUGUCAGUUCUGAAGUUACACUUGAAAGUACUUCUAAAUUAUCCAGGUGACACUGCUGCUGCUAGUCCGGGGACCACACAUGGAUAACUUUGUUUUAAAGGUCACGGAACUACCCUGAACCGCUACCACCAAACAGUCCUACAAACUCCCAAAUUCUCAGUUUUGAACUAGCGAGGAGAGAUCCGGAAAAACCCAAGAGGCUGUCCUCUGGCCGCAGCCAUGCAGUGGGCAGCAAAACGCAGGCCCGCCUCUCCUUCCAAGCUGGAUCAGUCCUAUCCUACAGCCGGCUCACCACGGCCCCCACGCGGGUUCGCCACACCCCCCCACGCCGGUUCCGUUUUACGGCCGGCUAGCCACGCCCCCCACGCCGGUUCCGUCUUACGGCCGGCUCGCCACGCCCCCCACGCCGGUUCCGUUUUACGGCCGGCUCGCCACGCCCCUCACGUCCCGACGACAGAUCGCCGUUACGCUCGCGCGUCAUCACGCAGCCUCGUUGCCCUUGCUCCCUCUCGCUUUAGUCUACUGGUUGUGGGCAGAGGCUCCGGUCUUCAGCUAAGUUUCCAGCGAGUCUGGACCCUCCGUCGUCGGGAUUGGCAGAUAAAACCUCACGGAGACGUCUGAAGAUCGAGGAGUAUGGCUAAGCCGCUCCUCUCCGCGGCUGAGACUGCGAGGACCCCUUGCCGGCCGCAGCCCCCUGCGGGUUUCCCCCGGUGAAUAGCCGUGCGCUUCUGACACUUAGGACAUCGCUAAGCAAAGCGGACACAGUGCCUGGGGCCCACAGUACUUUUAGGAGCUCACGAAAACAUUGAUUUCUUUUAAAAUCAGAACAACAGUAACAUCUUAGGUAGAAGAAAACAUUCGAAUAUAUAACAUUCAAAUAUAAUCCUCUUUUUAGAUAAAAUUGUUAUUUUAAUAGAAGGGGCCCAGGAAGGCGAAAGUGCCCAGGGCCCGAGAAUAUAAUGCAGCUGCGGAUGUACAGAGCAGACAACUCUUCCAAAUUGCUUUUGUUUGUAUACUUUUUUAAACUAACACUUAGACACAGUUCAGUUGCUUUCCAUGUGUUUCUCACAACACACAUGUGCACUGCUAUCCCAGUUUUACUCACGAGUAUACCAAGUGAAGCUUAAAAUAACUUGCCAAUGUCCUACAGUUAAAUGACAGGACAAUCUGACCCAGUCAGGUUGUCACCAGAGGUGUCAAUUUUUGACCAUUGAAAACAGGCAUUAUCUCAUAUCUACAGUAUUAAUUUAUCAACAGGAAAAAAAAAAAAAACUACUCGCAAGACACUGAGAUUUCCAGUUUUCUCUCUGCCUCUCCUUCCCUCAGUAGUAGUGUGGCACAGGUGUUCCUUUCUCCAUAUAACAGGUACACACACACCACUCGUCUAUCCCUUCAUCUUAAGGAAUGCUUGUCUUCUAGCUCAUCGGCACACCAUAUACGUGAAAGAAACCCUCCUUUUCCACACUGACGGUACUCACCUACUUGAGGAAUCAACCAGAUAACCUUAGUUGCUAACUGUGUAACUUAAGCUUAGGAUAUUUUAACAUUCAUACCCCUAGCAUAUUUCCAAAUAUGCAGAAACCAAGACUCAACUAUGUAUACACAAUUAGAAAAUGUCAGUAAAAAGGCUUCCAGAAAACAAACAAACAAAAAAGAAAUGCCUGACUGUUCUUUCUAUAUCUGGACCAAGGCCAUAUGGUUUAAUUACCAUAAGUAUAUAUGUGUUCACAUGAACUAAGAACUGCCACUCUUUCUUCCUUUUUUGCCAAAUGCUUUAUCAAAUAUCCCAUAGAGUAUUUUGACAUAACACGCAAUGUUUAGAUUAUUUUAGAGUGUAUGAACAUGUUAGCAGUUGAUUUCUCACAAAACAUAAACAUAGUUAAGUAUAUCUGUUCCUUUAAGUAGAUUCCUUGGGACCCUUCAGUAAACUUUAAUUUACAUA